Peronospora belbahrii is the source of this 441-nucleotide messenger RNA. The record is from the annotation of a GenBank genome assembly. NCBI's taxonomy places the organism in Eukaryota, Oomycota, Peronosporomycetes, Peronosporales, Peronosporaceae.
AUGGACGCUGAAGGCGUACCAGAAGAUCAUGGAUCGAUGGGUCACCGACCUCCGCCAACGCUGACUGAUGAUCUGUGUCGUCAACAGCUUCACGUCGAGCGUCUCUUGGCGCGACGUUGUCACCAGGGUCACACCCAGUAUCUGGUAAAGUGGAGGGGGUACCCUCAGUCGUAUGACUCAUGGGAGUACGAGGUACCCCUCCGUCAAGACUGCCCGGACGUCGUCGAAGCUUUUGAUCAGGGAAGAUCAGAAGCGGCGACAGCAGUCGACAGGUGCUUCUCAGAGCUAAGUGCUGUGGAAGCAAGGUCAGUAGGGGGCUGCGCCUCAUCCAUGAUGAGACGACGCAAUGGCUCUAGAGCAGGAACGCAAGCGUGUAACGCUUUGGCUGUAUUGGAGCGCAAAGUGAAAGGACUUAAGAUGCUCAAGGAGCAAAUGAUUUAA